AUGAAUAAAAAACCUUUACUUUCCAAAUAAACUAAACCAUUAUCAUCUUCUCCUCCAACUAAUUCUGGUAAAACUUUAUUAGAUCGUAUAAAGAGUUUUAAUUAGAGAUAAAUAGAUUAAGGAAAAUAAUUAACACAUACAACAUCAUUUACAACUGAUCGAGUUAAAAAUAGAACAAGAGCAAAUUAUUCUGAAUAUUAUGAUUCAAGAAAAUUAACAUUUAAUUCAACUUUGUAACCAUUUAGAUCAAGUUCUUGUAAAAAAAGAAGACAUUUUUAUGAUGAAAAAAUUGAUAGUGAUGGAAAAUCUUCAUAAUUAGAGGAUUAACUUAAAUAUUAAUAUAUAAAAGAAUUUAUUGAAGAAAUACCUAAAUGUAAAUCAAACAAAGAUGAAUAAAUUUAAAAAUUAGAAUUAGAAAUAUAGACUUCACAUAAAUUAACAAUAGGUUAUUAGAAAAAAGCUGAAGAAAGAAAAAUUAUAAUGAAACAAUUAUAUGGUAUUUUGAAAACUAAAGAUUAAGAAAUUGAAUGUUUACGAAAGAAUUAUGAAAAUUAAAUUAUAAUCUAAUAACAAAAAAUGGAAUAAUUUAAACAUGAAUGCAAUCAUUUAUUAGAAAAAGCGGAUAGUCGAAUAAUAAAGCUAGAAGGGUUUCUUUAAAAUGGAUUUUAAAAUAAACAAAAAAGAUUAAAUGAUUUAUUAAUGAAAGAAGAAAAAAUGAGAGAUAUAUUAUCAAAAUUAAUAAAAAAAUAAGAAAGUAAAGAUAAAAUAGAUGAAAUUAAAAAUAUAUUAGCAUUUAUUGCAAGAGAAAAAUCUAAGUAUGAAACUCCAAGAAAAUAGAAUUCUUAACAUGAAUAAAUAGAUAAUAUUUAGAAUGAAUAUUAAAAAUUAGUAACAUUGCAUGAAAAUUUAAUGCUUUAAGUAGAAAAACUAAAUUAUUAAGUAUCUUAGUCUUUAUAAACAUCUCAAUAUGGCUAAAAAGAUACAAUUAAAGAACUCUAAUAAAAUAUUAGAGAAAUGAUCAAUUAAUAUGUUAUAUCUAAAAAUAAUAUAAAGGAGAAAGAUUAAAAAAUUAAUUUAUUACAAAAUGAUUUAAUCAAAUUUAAAAAGCUUUCUGAAAAUAAAAAAGAUCCUAAUACUUAAAAAUAUUAAUAAGUUAUUAAUGAAUUAAAGUUAGAAUAUAAUAAUUUAGAGAAAAAAUAUUAGUAACUUGCUAUAUAGGAGAAAUUUGGAGAAGAAAACAAUCAAGAAUUAUAAAAUCUUAAUGAUUAAUUAAAUGUAUAAAUAGUUAAGUAAUAAUCUUAAAUAUAAUAAUUACAUAAACAGAUUGAUGAUUAAAAUAGAGUUAUGAUCACAAAUGAAAAAAUCAUUUAAUAAUAUCAAUACAAAGAAAAAUAAUUAUAUGAAGAGUUAGAUAAUUAAAAGGAACAAUAGGAAGAAAUAAAUUAAUUAAAAAUUUAAUUAAUUUCAAUUAAUAAUCAAAAAGAUCAUUUAUUAGAAAAUGUUGAAUAAUUAUCAAAUGAAUUGAUUUUAAAAAAUGAUCUAAUCAAUUAGGCUGAAAAUUAAAUAAAUUAAUAAAUUAGAUAGUUAAAUAAAAGUUCAUAAGAUUUAAUUAAAUAUGAAAAUUAUAAUGAGGAACUCUAGUAGAGAAAUAAAAUCUUUCAAGAAAAACUAAAAAAAACAGAGGAUACAUAAUAAAUUUUAUAAAAUAAAUUGUAAGAUAUCAAUAAUAAACUUGAGUUAUUGAAAAAUGAAAAUGAAACUUUAUUAUAAUAAAUUUAAAUAUCAUAAAAUGAAAAAGAAACAGUUUUUGAAUAACUUAUACAAUUAAUCAAAUAAAAAUACAUAAGUCUUUUAUAUAUAUUACAAUCACCUAAAAAUGCGAUAUCUAGAUAAAGUAGUAAAUUUGGAGAUUAAUUAUUUAUUUUUGAUGGAAAUAAUAAAUAUAUGACUAAAUUUUAAUUAGAAUUAGAUAAAUUUGAUGAAAUAAUUUCAUAAUAAACCACAAAAUUAAUUGAGGUCGAAUAGCAAAAAAAUGAAAUUAGAAAUUUAAAUUUAGAAUAACAAAAAUAAAAUUCCUAAUUUCUUUUAUCUAUUUCUAAUUUAGAAUAAGAAAACAAGAAAUAUUAUUAAAUGUUAUAAUAAUGGCAUUAAUAAAUGACAAAUAAUAGUACUAUGAAUUUAGAAUAAAAUUAAGAUGUAAUAAAAUUGGUCAAAUAAGAAUUAAAAAAAUUGAAAAAGUUGGAGGAUGAAUAUUCUUAAUUAAAAUAGAUAAAUUAAAAUUUAACUAAAGUAUAAGAGGAGUUAACUUUUGAUUUAGAAGAAAAAGUUCAAUAAUUAGAAUAAUAUCAAUAAUAAUUAGAAAUAGAAUAGGAAUAAUUAUAAAAUGUAACAAAAGAAAAUUUAAAACUCAAAUUAUAAGACUAAACUUAAAAAUUAUUAGAAACAAAUAAAUUAUAAGAGACAGAAAUUUAAAAUCUUAAAAUUUAAGAAAAGGAAUAUCUUUAAAAAUUAGAAAGUUUAAAAUCUCUAAUUGAGAAUUAAGAUAAAAAGAUAAAUUAGAAUCAUAAUCUUAUUUAAUAAUUAAAUGAAUAAGAGAAUAGUCAAAACCAAUUAAAUAAAUAAUUUUAAAUUGAACUAAAUGAUCAAUAAAGAUAAUUUUAAGAGAAGUCUUAAGAACUUGAGUAAUUUAAGAUGGAUUUACUCUUAUCUGAAAACAAAGUAAACUAAUAAGAAUUGAUGAUUAAUGAACUUAAAAAUUAAGUUAUGUUAUAAAUAAACGAAAACAAUGAUUAUAAACUUAAAUAAUAAUAAAUGAAUGAAUUCUAUGAAAAAUUAUAAGCUUAAAUAAGUUUAAAUUAAGAACAAUUAGCUUAUAUUCAGAAACUUAAAGAUGAGAUAAAUUAACUAAAUAAAUAAAUAAGGAAUUAAAAUGAAUAACUGGAUUAAUAAUCUAUAUAGAAUAUUUAAUAGUUAUAACUUUUAGAGUAAUAAAUUAUCUUAUAAUCAGAAGCUUUGAAGAAAUGUGAAUAAUAAGAAUUAAAAUAUAAUGAAGUUAUUAAAGAAUAAGAUUAAAAGUUAAAUGAUACACUUGAAGAUUUGGAGCAAACAAAAUCUAAAAUUAAAUAAGCUGAAAUAGAUCAAAGCAAAUUGUUAGAAUAAUAUAAAGAUAGUGUAAUUUAAAUAAAUAAUCUUCUUUAAUAAAUUUAAUUAUGUGAAGAAUAAAAUUAAAAGUUGAAAGAUUAAAUAGAACUAAUUUAAUAGAAAUAUUAAGAUAACUUUAACGAAUUAUAAUUUAAGUAAGAAGAGAUUAAUCAAAUAAUUAUGAAGGAAUCGGCAAAUAAGUUUGAAUAAGAUAACUUAAAAGUAAAAUGUAAUUCAUAUGAAUAAUAAAUUGAAGAAUAAGAAAAAAUGAUAUUUCAAUUAAAUAAUUAAAUUUAUAAGUAAAUCGAAAUAUAAGAGUAACUCUAAAAAACAAAUGAAGAAUUGUAACAAAAUUUAAAUGAUUCGUAAUAAAAUUAUGAGAUAUUGUAGAACACUCAUUAUGAUAUUCGUGAAUAGCAAAAAAUGUUAGAGGAGGAAAUUGAUGAUAAAAUAUAAGAUAUUUCAAUAUUAAAUAGAGAUUUAAAGAUUUAAAAGGAAUAAAUUGAUUAAAAUAAAGUUAUUAUAAAUUAGUUGAAAGAAGAAAUAGCUUAAUUAAGAAUAAGUGCAAAUUUAAAUUUUGCACAAAAUUGCAAAUUAAGGGAAGAUAAUGAAAUAAUGAAUAAAGAACUAUAGAUUUAUUUAAUUAGUUCCCAAUAAAAUUAAAAUCAAAAUAGUGAAAAUAUCAAGAAUUUAGAGUAAUUAAUAUAAGAUUUGCAAAAUGAAAUAAAAAAUUAAUAAUUAUAAAUUUCCUAAAAAAAAACUAAAAUUCAAUAAUUAAAAAAUAGUCUAUUAGAAACUUAAAAAAAUGAGGAAGAUUUAAAGUAAGAAUUGGAAAUAAUAUUAAAAUAAUUAAAAAAUGAAUAAAGUUAAAAAGAAGAAGAAUUUAAAUGUAAAUAAUAAUUUGAAAAUAUAAUUCAAGAAUAGAAAUAUGAAAUUUAAUAGCAAAUCAUAAAAAUCGAUUCUUAUCAAGAAAAUUUAUUAUCUUUACAGAAUAAAAUUGUUGAAUAAAAUAAUGAUAUUGAAAGUCUAAAAAAUUAAAAUUUAAAAUUGAAAAUAUAGGGUGAAAAAUAAUAAAAAGAGAUUCAAAUGUUAGAUGAAAAUUUAAAUUAAUAAAAAUUAAUACUUGAAGACUAAAAAUACAAUUUAGAUGAUUCAGAAUUUUAAAUAAAAAUUUAUUAGAAGUAAUAUAAUGAAACUAAAUAUGAAUUACAGUAACUAGAUGAAAAAUUUAACGAUUUAGAAUAAGAAAAUGAAAUAUUAAAAAGAAAUUAAUCGAAUAGCUCUUUAAAAUUAGACAAAAUUUAAAAUGAAAAAUUUAUUCUUUAAUAAGAGAUUGGGGAGUUAAAGCAAUCUUUAGCAACAUUAUUUGAAGAAAGAUAAAAAUAUUAAGAGCAGUUAUAAGAAUUAACUUUUGAAAUUGAAUUAUAAAAAUAGUAAAAAAACGACUUAAAGUAAAUUUUAAUUGAAUAACAAACAUAAAUAUAAAAUUUUCUAUAAAAUAAUUAAGAACUAUAAAAUUAAUUGAAAGAUGAAAAAUAAUUAACAGAAAAUAUGAAAUUAUAGAAAGAAAGAGAUUAAUAAGUUAUUGAUGAAUUAAAUAAUAUUGAGAUUGUUAAUUAAAAAAAGUUAAUUAAGAACUUAUAAGAAUAAAUUAUUGUUCAUGAAUCAAAAGAAAAUUAACAUUUAGAAUAAUGUAGUUAGAUGCAAAAUUUAUAAGAAGAACAAUAAUUUAAAGAAAAAUAAUAGUUAUAGCUUCUAAAUGAAAACUAAUAAAUGAAAGAGGAAAUAAUAGAUUUUAGGUAAUAAAUUAAUUUAUUAGAAAAAGCUAAUAUAUCAACAUAAUAAAACUUUAAGGAUCUUGAAGAAUAGAUGAGUAGCGUUUAAAAGAUUAAUGAUUAGUUACAAAACUCUCAAUAAGAGUUAAUCUAAGAAAAAGAAAUAAAGGAUAAAUAAAUAUUAAAUUUAAAAACCAUAAAUGCUGAUCUUGAAUAACAAUUAAAUUAAUUAAAAAAUGAUUUAUAGAUUUAAUAAGAAUAAAAUGAUAUUUAAGAAAAUAAAAUAAAUUAAUUGAAUUAAUAACUAUAAAAAUUUAAUUAUCAAUAAGAAUCAUUUUCUUAGGAACUACACUAACUUAAUGAAUUAAAUAAAGAAUUAUAGAAUUAAAAUGAAUCAUAAACAUGUCAAAUAAGAUUAAAAAUGGAAGAAUUUAUUAGUAAAAUAAAUUUGCUUGAAUAAAAGAAUGAAUAAUAAGAGAAUUAAAUUAAAGAAUUAAAUUUAUAGAAUAAUAAUUUGUAAAUUUAAUAAUUGUAAUUAAUGGAAUAAUUAUAAAUAGAGAAAUAAUCUAAUAAUAUUUAAUAAUCAGAAUAUCUUCUAUUAUAAAAAGAAGUUUAGAAGGAAUAAGAAAUUUCACAAUAAUUAAAGGUUAAAGUACAAGAUUUAGAGAAUGAAUUAAAUUAAUUAUAGCAAAUAAUUUUAGAUUAGGAUUAGAGUAUAAUUAAACCGAGAGAAUAAUGUGAAAGAUUAGAGAUAUAAAAUAGGUAAAUAAUUAAAUCUUCUAAUAAUAAUAAUGAGUAGAGAGAAUAAGAUAAUAGUGAAUCUGAAAUGUAAAGGAAGUAAAUGAAUGAAUCUUUGUUAAAUCCUCUUGAUGAUUCAGAAAGUGAUAACAAUAUAAAAGUUGAAAGGAAUUCGUAAUGUUUUGAUUUAGAAUUUGAUUAAGUAAGUGAGAGUUAAAAAUAGAAUAUACUUGAAGCAUUUAGUGAAAAUGUAAGUUAAACAUAUGAUCAAGUAAUUAAAAAGAGUAUUGGAGUUUAAAAAGAUCAAAUAAUAUAAUAAAUAUAGGAAUAAAAUCGAUAAUUGGAAAUAGAAGUAGAAAAUUAGAAGAAGGAAAAUAUAAUUGAUAAAUCUAUAAUAGGAGAUUUAUAAGAAUAAAUUUAAGAUUUAAAAAAUUAACUAUUAUAAAGAAUUAUUUUAGCUCCUCUUAAAAAGUUAAUAGGAGAACAUUUGGAUGAGAAUGAUAAUGAAUUAAAUGAAGAGGAAAAGAAGUAUAUGCUUGAAGAAAAAUGUAAAGGUCUGGAAUUAGAAAUUCAAAUGAUAGAAUUUGAUAAUUUGGAAACUCAAAAAAUAAAUGAAUCUUUGAAAAAAGAAAAUGAGAGUUUAUAAUUAUAAGUUAAUUUUUUAGGUAAAGCUGUUAAAGUUUGGUAAGAUACCACAUCAAAUAUACAUUAAUAGAAUGAUUAAAAAUAAUUAAUACUAUUUAGUGUUAUGUCAUAAGCUUUAAAUCAAGAAUAACAAUGGGCAUCUUAAAUUAAUUAAAUUGGACUAAAUUCUGAAUGUGAAUCAAUUUUUAGAUAGGUUUGUUCUAAAGUUUAUGAGAUGCCUUUACUUUAAUUAUAGUUAGAUAAUAUUAAAAAAUAAUUGGAUAAAGAGAAAUAAGAUAUUCUAUCAUUAAUGAAUGAGAAAAAGAUUUUAAGUCAAUAAAUAAUUGAUAUAACAAGUUUAUCUGAAAAUUCAAUAAGACCUCAAAAAUUUAGUGAACCGAAUAGUGCAUUAAAAGUUAAUCAAUCUAUUGAUGAUGAUGAUUAUACUUAAAAUAUUAAAUAAAUUAUACUUAAAUAUAAAAAAGAAUAAGAAUAUAUGAAAGUUGAAAUUCAUAAAUUAACUUAAUAAUUAAAAGAGAGUGAAUAAAAUGAAGAUAUUUAUAUAGUAUAUUAUUUUAAUUUAUUUAGAAACAAAAUAAAUUGAUGAAAGAGGAGAAUUAUGUUAUUAAUGAAAAAUUAACAUAAAUGUAAAAUGAUAUAUAGAAAAUGACAGAAAAAGUUAUAAAUUCUGAAAAUGGAGCUUUGGCGGAACAUUUAAAAAAAAAUAUUUAGAAAUUCUUUGAAGCAUUAAAAUAAGAGUAUUUAUAUUUUAUAUAUAUAUAGAAAAAAAUAAGAAUUUUAAUUUUAUUCAUCAAAUCUUUUAAAGCUUAGUGGUGUAGAAUUUGAAUAAUAAAUUAAUGAAGCAUUAAUUAAUAAAUUAAGUUAUGCUAUUGAUAAAAAGAAAUCGAGUGGGGUAUUUGGAAUGUUCAAAUGA
Paramecium sonneborni is the source of this 7212-nucleotide messenger RNA. The record is from the annotation of a GenBank genome assembly. Lineage: Eukaryota; Ciliophora; Oligohymenophorea; Peniculida; Parameciidae.